Molecule: messenger RNA, 3424 nt
Organism: Corapipo altera (White-ruffed manakin)
Lineage: Eukaryota; Metazoa; Chordata; Aves; Passeriformes; Pipridae
Gene: VWCE
Product: von Willebrand factor C and EGF domains
Exons: 21
Coding region: 55-3093 (1012 amino acids)
Biological process (GO): cellular response to virus
Cellular component (GO): cytoplasm
Molecular function (GO): calcium ion binding; protein binding
Source: RefSeq, a predicted model, not a curated record
UUCCCAGCUCCAGGGUGGGAUGAGGGGCCAGGGGGAGUUGGAUGAGAGCCUGGAAUGGGGGAUCCCACAGCCCCCCUCUCCCUUUGGGAUGCAUCCCACUAUCCCAGCUCUGCUUUGGCCCCUUUAUCCGCCGUGUGCAGGGCUGGGAAGGCCUCCAGGAGAAGGAGGAGGAGGAGGGGUGAGAAGAGGCCGGGCCGGAGCUUUGCCAGAUGUGGGAAAGGAGGGAAAAGGGGGAUACAUUCCCAGCGCCUUGGGGACCCCCUUCCCUAUCCCGGAGCCACCGCGGGAAUGUCUGGGCUGACUCCGCUCAUCCCAGGCGAGCGGGACAAAGUCGGGAUGAUCCCGGAGCCGCCGUGGGUUUGGGGGGUGGGUGGGAGCCGCUGGCGCCGCUCCCGCCCCGCUCCAAUCCCCGCUCCAAUCCCGCGCCGGUCCCGCAUUGUUCCCGGCUCGGCGGGAGGAGGAGGAGCAGGGCCGAGGGCCAGCGGGAAGGGAGGCGGGAAGGCGGGAGCCGGGAAGUGCUGGAGCCGCCUGUCAUGUUGGUGGAGCUGCUCUUCCAGGCUGCCUGUGUGUCCCUGCUCCUCUCCAGCGGCCAGGCCAGGGGGUAUCCCGGGAGGAAGAAGCCGGGAAGCUUUGCCGUGGAGAGGCGCCGCGGGGGGCCCCACGUUUGCUUCCCGGGCUCCGGCAGCGGAUGUUGUCCCGGCUGGAUGCUGUCCCCGGGCAGCGGGAAGUGCACCCUGCGGAAUCACCUGCCCAGAUCCGCCGGGAACGUGCGGGGAGUACGGCUGUGACCUGUCCUGUAACCACGGCGGGUGCCAGGAGGUCGCCCGCGUGUGUCCCAUCGGCUUCUCCAUGGCGGAGACUCCCAACGGCGUCCGCUGCACCGACAUCGACGAGUGCCAGAGCGGGGCCUGCGAGGGGCCGUGCGUGAACACGGAGGGCGGAUUCGUGUGCCAGUGCGGCUCCGGCCGGGAGCUCUCCACGGAUCGGCGCAGCUGCCGCGACAUGGACGAGUGCCAGGCCAUGCCGUGCCAGCACCGCUGCGAGAACAGCGUCGGGAGCUACCGCUGCUCCUGCCGGCCCGGAUACCAACUCCACGGGAACCGGCAUUCCUGCCUGGAUGUGGAUGAAUGCCGGCGGCCAGGAACGCGCCGCUCCUGCCAGCACAACUGCCACAACAUUCCCGGGAGCUUCCGCUGCUCCUGCCGCCCCGGGUACCGGCUCAGCACGGACAGGGUGUCCUGCGAAGGGUAUCCCAAAGCUAUCCUGGCCCCGUCACCCAUCCUGCAAUCCCUGCAGCACCCGCCCACCCUCGUCCUGCUCCCUCCCGGCUCCCACCUGCUCCCGAGGGGCUCCCCCUCUCCCCACAUCCCUGUGGCAGCUCCCGGGACACAAUUCCCACCCUCUUCUCCGUCCCUGUCUCCCGGUACCUCCAUCCCACCGUCCCCUCGCUGUCGGCACCGCGGGGUUUCCCGGGAGCCCGGCGCUCGCUGGACAGAGCCGGGAUGCCGGAGCUGCACCUGCCAGGAGGGACGAGUCCUGUGUGACGCCGUGAGCUGCUCCAUUCCCUGCUCCCACCCCCUUCCCGCUCCAGCCGGGGGGUGCUGCCCCACCUGCACAGGGUGCCUCCACGAGGGGGUGGCCAGAGCAGAGGGCGAUGUCUUCUCCCCAUCCGAUGGGAAUUGCUCCGUCUGCAUCUGCUUGGCCGGGAACGUCUCCUGCCUUUCCCCGGAAUGCCCCGCAGGCUCCUGCCCCAGCCCCUGCCAUCCAGCCCUCCUGACUCCGCCUGUCCCAGCCAAGUGCAGUUUCCGGGGCCGCACGUACGCGCACGGGGCCCGGUUCAGCCCGGACGGGGACGGAUGCACCACCUGCGUCUGCCAGGGCGGGGAGGUGGAAUGUUCCUUCGCUCCCUGUCCCAUCCUGGACUGCCCCCAGCACCAGCGGCUCCUGCGCCCCGGGCAGUGCUGCUCCUCCUGCCGGGACCCUCCGGCCCCCGCCGGUUGCUUCCUGGAGGACAACGGCGUGCAGUUUCCCGUGGGACAGCUCUGGUCUCCGGGCGAUCCCUGUGAGUUAUGCAUCUGCCAGGCAGACGGCUCCGUGAGCUGCCGGCGCACGGAAUGCCUGGAGACCUGUCCCUAUCCCAUCCGGAUCCCCGGGCAGUGCUGCCCCGACUGCUCCGCAGGCUGCACCUACAUGGGGCGGGUGUUCUCCAACAACGAGACCUUCCCGUCGGAGCUGGAUCCGUGUCUCAGCUGCAUCUGCCUGCUGGGAUCGGUGGCCUGCUCACCUCUGGAAUGUGCCAUCGUGUGCUCCUACCCCUUCCACCCCGAGGGCCGCUGCUGCCCCGUCUGUGACGACUGCAACUACCGCGGCAGGAAGGUGGAGAACGGGCAGAGCUUCACCCCCGAGGGGCAGCCCUGCACCCGCUGCGCCUGCCAGCUCGGGGAGGUGACCUGCGAGGAGCGGCCGUGCCCCCUCUCCUGCUCCGAGCCCCCCGCGAUUCCCGCUCCCUGCUGCCCACCCUGCCCAGCCACAGACGUCCGGCUCCCGCUGCAGGGCAGUGACCUGGCCCCAUCCCUGGCCCCGUCCUUAUCCCUGGCCCAGUCCUUGUCCCCAUUCUCCUCCCUGGCCCCAUCCUCGUCCUCAUCCCUAUUCCCGUCCUCAUCCCCAUCCCAAUCCCUGUCCCCAUCCUCAUCCCCCUCCUCCUCCCACUCCCCAUCCUCAUUCCCGUCCUCCCUGUCCCCAUUCUCCUCCCAUUCCCCAAUCCCUAAGGAUUCACCUCCUGGCACCUCCCACCCCAAUCCCCCCAAAUCCCGCCCCCGCCUGGCCCAGCUCCUGCUUCCCAACACAUCCGCCGCCCCCAGCCCCUUUCCCGGGAUUUGGGAUGGCGGGGAUCCCCCUCCCACCACCCCGAGCCCCUCUGGACACCCCUCGGUGCCCCCCGACCCCCCCUCCGAGGCCGCAGCCCCCCCAGAUCCCACGGGCUGCUCCGGCCCCGAGGCUCAGGGAUCCCUCGGGAAUGCGGAUCCCGCUGCGGUGCCGCCGGACAGCGGGAAAAGCCCCAGGUGCCGAGUGCCGGGAGGAGGAGGAGGAUGAGGAAGAGGAGGGGGGUCUGCAGGAUCAGGCCCCUGGGGAGGGGGGGCGACUGUCCCCCCCCCGCCAAUAAACUCAUCCUGGUAUUUAUUCCCUGUCCCCUCCUGCUUGGGAACACGCGGAGCCCGGGGCUUGUCCUCAGCGGGAAUUUUGGGAUGAGCGGCCUCUGCGGGAUGAGGAGGGAAGUGCUGGAGUUGGAGUUUGGGGACAGGGAGGUCGUGUCCUGCCGGGAUCCCCAGGGAUCAGGAUUCCCAAGGCUGGGAAGGCCCCGGGGAUGAGGGUGCUCAGGGAGAAGGAUCCCGAGGGCCGGGAGGUUCCCAGGGAUGAGGAUCCA